AUGAGAUUAAUUGUUUGCGUUUUACUCCUAUUUACAACUGUAAUUGCUAUUCCCAAGAAACAAAUAUUACUUGGAACAAAAUAGGAUGAACCAGUCAUUGCUGAACAAACUAAAUCAAGUGAUGUAGAAUAAGUACUUUAAUAAUAAACUGAUGAUCAACAAGAUGGAUAGAUGAAUGAAUUUAAAUAAAAAAAUACUGAUUAGACUGCUAAUAUGAGUACUUUACUAGAGCGGCUCUCUUAGUUUCAAAAUUAUUUUGAGAUUUUGUUAUCCAAAUAACAGCAAAUUGGAGUUUUCUUAGUGUGUUUAAUUUGUUUUGCCUUUUAUUUGAUGAUAAAAUUAGAAGAUCAAAAUAUUAGGAAGAAAGAGUAGAAUCCAAAGAGAAUGAUAAAAAGGCAGUUUUAAGAACACAAUAUCGUUAUAUUGACAGAUUCAUUAUUCGAAAAAGAAUAAACAAAUUAACCAUUGAUUUCUACCAUUUUUGGAUCAAUUAAUUAAGAAGAACAUGUGUUUUUAUAUGUUUUAGCUUUUUAGAAAUAAAUCAGCUGAUGAUCUCAAAAAUAAGGAGCAAAUUCCCAUUAUGAGGAGAUCCAAUUCUUAGCCUUUUCUGAAACAAUAACAUCCAGAUUACUCGGCUGAAGAAAUACACAAUUUAUUGAAGGAUAUUAAUUGAUGAACUUAAC
Paramecium octaurelia is the source of this 683-nucleotide messenger RNA. The record is from the annotation of a GenBank genome assembly. Lineage: Eukaryota; Ciliophora; Oligohymenophorea; Peniculida; Parameciidae.